AUGACGCCAUCAGAUGAGUUUCCAAGAUUUUUCGAAUCUUACAUUUGGGAUAAAUGCGCUUUUGUCACGUAUGAGUUGACAAAUUCUUUUCGUUAUGAUGCUAAAAGUCAACACUGGUUCGAUAUGUUGCUACGAAUUCGUUGUGGAACAGUUAUAGAUUCCGACUUGGAAAAAAUUAAAGAACUUGUUGCAGAUGAAAAUGAAGUCAACCUACGUUUGCAAGAAUAUUGGAAAGAUAACGAAACACAUGGAACUACUGAGUUUAUAAUGUAUAUAUGCACUCGUAAGGAUGAAGUUAAGUCACAUAACGAUGAACAGCUCCGAAAAAUCGAAAACUCAGAAAUUAUACCUUUAGAAGCUCAUGAUGAAGUUCCUGAAUCAGAAAAAAUAAAAAAUAUACUUACAGUGAAACUGGAUAAUGAAAUUGAUAAAAUUAUUGAAAUGAAAAUUGGCGCUACUGUUGUUACUACACGAAACCAAUCGAAUAUAUCAUCGGGUACAGUGGGAGUUGUUAAACAAAUAAGUGAUGACACUGUGACAAUUGUUGUUACUAAUAGCAAAAAAGAAAUUGAAAUUAAACGUUGUUCAUAUGAUGUUGAAUAUGAGGACGAAAAAGAAACAUACUAUGCAAAACGUCUUCAAUUUCCUAUUACGCUGGGUUAUGCUACGACAAUUCAGAAAGUUAAAGUGACAGGUUCACAACAACAAUUUUUGUUCUCCUCAUAA
Aphidius gifuensis is the source of this 726-nucleotide messenger RNA. RefSeq names its product ATP-dependent DNA helicase pif1-like. Lineage: Eukaryota; Metazoa; Arthropoda; Insecta; Hymenoptera; Braconidae. Bases 1 to 726 code for a protein of 241 amino acids. The transcript is spliced from 2 exons. The record is from RefSeq and is a predicted model, not a curated record.